Messenger RNA from Oncorhynchus kisutch (coho salmon), 3782 nucleotides. RefSeq names its product NEDD4-binding protein 1-like. Gene Ontology annotation, molecular function: RNA endonuclease activity; mRNA binding. Gene Ontology annotation, cellular component: nucleus; cytoplasmic ribonucleoprotein granule. The transcript has 6 exons. The record is from RefSeq and is a predicted model, not a curated record. Lineage: Eukaryota; Metazoa; Chordata; Actinopteri; Salmoniformes; Salmonidae. The coding region runs from base 54 to 1397 and encodes 447 amino acids.
CUGUUGAUGGCCCAGUUAGGGUUGAACCGGAUCUGGCUCAGUGGAAUGCUGUGAUGAACCAGGUUCCGUUCCCGACCCAUGGUCUCCAGAAGAAACCCACACAGACACGACAGCAACCCGGCCAGACACACCCCCCCCGUCGAGCCAGCCCCCCUUUAGUCAGAGGGCCUCCCCAGCCCACCUACCCCAUCACACUACCUCCACAACCCACCAACCUUCCCUUAUUUCCCCAUCAACUCGUUUACCCUCUCACCCAGCCACACCAGACCACCUUAGACUCCACCCUCACCGUGAAUAACUCCUCAGCAACCAGAGUGAAGGAGAAACUGGGUUUCCUUACCCUAGCAACAGAGGUUCCAGAAAGAAAGGGUCUCCCUGCCCCGGCUGUUGACAGAUGGGGUCUCCCGCCCAUGGCAGCAGGGUCUUUAGUGACCGGGCAGCAGCGCUUCCUGGAAGGACUACAGACGCCAUUUGACCUCAAGCUGACUGACCAACCAGGAGACCCAGGGCUCAGGAUGGUGGUCAUCGACGGGAGCAAUGUUGCCAUGAGUCACGGUCUGGGUAAUUUCUUCUCGUGUCGAGGAAUCGCCCUGGCCGUGCAACACUUCUGGAACCGCGGCCAUCGCAGAAUCAGCACCUUACUGCCCCAGUGGAGGCAGAAGAGAGACCCCCGGGUCAAAGAGCAGCACUACCUUACUGAGCUCCAGAACCUGGGUCUCCUCGCCUACACCCCUUCCAGAGAGGUCCAGGGGAAGAGGAUAAACUCAUACGAUGACAGGUUGAUGCUGCAGCUGGCCCAGAAGACGGAUGGAGUGAUCGUGACAAAUGACAACCUUCGAGACCUGCUGGAUGAGUCCCAUGAAUGGAGAGACAUCAUCAAGAAAAGACUCCUCCAGUACACGUUUGUAGGUGAUCACUUCAUGGUGCCUGAUGACCCGCUGGGCCGAGAAGGACCCCAUCUGGAUGACUUCCUACGCUCACUGCACAGGACUCCUGUCUCAGGCAGUCACUCAUUUGCGGGCACUGCCUCCACCCCCUUCCCCCAAGCUCCCAGGGCCCAGACAGAGGUCCUGAAGUUCAGGGACAGAACACCUGGUGUAGCUGUAGAGCCAGACUCCAGCCAGGCCCGCGGCAGAGGGAAAAGGAAGGGGCAGGCUAAGGCUGGAUACGGUAGCCCUGGAAUGGACCUUGUUCCAGGGAUGGGCCUUGGCCUGGAUAUGGAGAGGAGUGCAGCAGAGACCUCCAGACUUAGGGAGAGCUUAUCCCAGGUGUUCCCAGGACAAGACAGCAUUGUUACUCUGGUGCUGCAGUGUAACCCUACAGUGACUGACAUCAAUUCACUGUCACACUUUAUGCUGCAGCAACAGAUAGAGAGUGAGCAGGGGGGUGUAGACUGAGUGAUGGGGGGGAUGACGCGUGUGUGUGUGUGUGUGUGUGUGUGUGUGUGUGUGUGUGUGUGUGUGUGUGUGUGUGUGUGUGUGUGUGUGUGUGUGUGUGUUUGUGUGUGUGUGUGUGUGUGUUUGAGGUGGUAUUCCAGAAAAAAAAGACUAAUGUUUGAAGACCAAUAACUUUCUUUCUUCCUUUCUAUUCAGUCUAGUCCAUUGUGUGCAUAUUGAUGUAUUAAUGUAUAUUAUUUAAGUGUUUGAAUGACAGACAGACAGAUCUUCAAAUUAUGUUUCUUAAUAGAUUUUUAUCCAGUUAAUGUUGGAAACAGGACUUAAAUACUGCAAAACAAUUUUUAAAAUAUAUUUCGUACCCUUACAUUUUUAUUUUAUUUUUUGUAUCACUUCUGGCCACUGUUGGAUUUUGUGUUAGGGAUGAGUAGAGUUGCUGAAUUCAGUGUACAAUGUUAUCUAUUGAACAUGACAUUACAGCAUGGAAUUAUUAAGUUGGUGAUGCUCAACUUCCAAUGAAUAAUUUCAAACUCAGAAGUGUCGUACUUCAAUAGUAUAACUUUGUUAAUGUUAUUACAUGAACUGUAGUUUAAAGGAAUAAGACAAUUGUUUAUUUUUAUAUUGUAUUAUUUUUACCAUAAAUGCCGUUUGAAAUAGGAAUAAUAUUAUUGUAAGAAGAGUUAGAAAAUGCAUAUAAACCAUAAUAAGAAUUAACAAAUUGAACAAUCAUUAGUUGGUAAUAUUGAAAAAAUAUAAUCAAUCAAAUCUCAGUAAUCAAUCAAUUCAGGGGUGGCAGCGUAGCCUAGUGGUUAGAGCGUUGGACUAGUAACCGGAAGGUUGCAAGAUUGAAUCCCCGAGCUGACAAGAUACAAAUCUGUCGUUCUGCCCCUGAACAGGCAGUUAACCCACUGUUCCUAGGCCGUCAUUGUAAAUAAGAAUUUGUUCUUAACUGACUUGCCUGGUUAAAUAAAGGUAAAAAAAUCUAGAUAUUUAAAAAAAUCUACGAAUUACCCAAUUACACAUGUCCUCCUUGUGGGGACUGUUACAUUGAAUGUAACCCACAGAAUGUAAAUUCAAACACACGUUUGUCAUGUUAAGACAGUUGUUUACACUUAGAAAUAACAAGAAAAGUAAGUACAUUGAAUUAAAAACAUGGAAGGUGUUCUACAGGGGUUGUUUCUUGGUCCUGUACUUUGUACUGUUUACAUUAACAAAAUUUACUUGUCUGUUAAAUAAUUGUAACCUGCACUUGUAUGCCUAAAGUACUGUUGUUUAUGCUAUUGUUGACCAAGCACGGUUGACCAAGCUCUGUCUGAACUACAGUCUGCCUUCAUUGUAUUACAGAAAAACUUUAUUGACCUGAAAUUAGUAUUGAAUACAGGUAAAAGUAUAUGUAGUUCUCUAGAGCACAUAAACAUAGCUCUGUGUUAAGCAUAUGUACUUUGGAUGGUGUCAACAUUGAUUGUGUCCGUGCUUCUAAGUAUCUGUAUAGCUGAAAAGCUGUCUUUUAAAAAGCAUAUUCAUGAGUUAGUUAAGAAGCUGAGAAUAAAAAUGAGCUUCUUCUAUAGAAAUAGGUCCUGUCUCUCGAUUAAAUAGAGAGACAGGACCUGGGGCGGCAGGGUAGCCGAGUGGUUAGAGCGUUGGACUAGUAACCGAAAGGUUUCAUGUUCAAUUCCCCGAGCUGACAAGGUACAAAUCUGUCGUUCUGCCCCUGAACAGGCAGUUAACCCACUUCCUAGGCUGUCAUUGAAAAUAAGAAUUUGUUCUUAACUGACUUGCCUAGUUAAAUAAAGGUUUAAAAAAUCAAUUUCAAAAAGCAGAUUAUUCCUAGACUAUGGCAACAUCAUUUAUAUGAAAGCAGCUGCUACUUCAUUAAAGCCAUUAGAUGCCGUUUAUCAUAGCUCAUUGCGCUUUGUUUUAGUGCGACUAUUGUAAUGCUCAUCACUCUGCAUUCUCUACCAGAAAGUUGGUUGGCCCUUUUUGAUACAUUGCUUUGUUUUCAUUUAUAAAGCACUUUUACCAAAAGUCCCACUUUACCUAACGUCCUUACUGAACCUUUGACAUACGAGUUACCACACCUGGCCUUGGGGAUGGUUAACUCUGGGAAUGUAUUUGUUCUCUACUGAGUUAGGUAAAUCAGCUUUUAGUUUUCAUGCACCUUAUUUGUGGAACGAUCUUCAAAAUGUUCUUACAUGUGUUGUUUUGGUGCCUCUGUGGCAAUUCAGAAAGCUGAUUUUAGGACCUUAUUACUGAUGAAUGUGUUUAUUUGUUUUAUCACCGUGUAGUUUCUUUCCUUCUGCUUGCAUUAUGUAUUUAUAUUGAUGUGUGUAUUUUCUGUCAUUUAUGUAAUUCAGGGCUCAUAAAAUAAAGGUUAAAUAAAUGAAUAAA